ACUCACCUUUAGGCCAAGACCCCAGACCCUUCCCAGCUGAGGCGCUGAGGUGUAGGAGCCCCAUCCUAUCCUUGAAGCCCCCUUGGGUACCUCACUCUGUAUUUGGUGGGGCAGUUCCUCCCACCUUCAACCUUGGAAGAACGACUGGAGUUCAUGGAGAUGGCAUAGAAUGCCCCUCACCUCCCAGCAGAGACAUGGGACCACGGGUCAGCACGGGUCUCUGGAUGGUCCCACACCCUGCAGUGCAGAAGUGAGACUUGCCGCCUGCCUCCCUGCCCUGCCUGCCCCUCUGGCCCUCUUCUCCCGCCCCAGACUGGCUGUCAUCAAAGCCACUGCCAGCCAGGUGGCAGAAGUACUAAGUGGCCUAAGCCCUAAGGAAGGACUGGGGCAGGGUCUUGGGGGCCCAUCAAACCUCCACUUGAGAACCCCCUCUCCGACCUCUGACCGGCCCUUCCCAGCUGGCUCCUGGGGACUGAGGUGGCAGCUGAGCCCCUCAUUACCCACCUCCAGCUCCCCAGCUAUGGAGGGACAAGUGAAGAAACCAGUCCCUGGGGGUGCCCCGUCUGACCAAUCCCUCUGCCGGAGCUGCCUGGGGCUAGGGGGUCUCUAUUGCUUCUUCCUUAUUUGCCUUGACUGCCGGCCCCACUUCCAGGACCGCUGCGUGGGGCAUCCUGCUCUGAAGCCCUACGGGGGAGGGGUCGGCCCUACCCGCCCCUCCCUUGUGCCCGCUCCGCUCUGGCCACCAACUCCAGCCGGUCCGGCUGCCUGCCCAGUCACCCGAUCCGCCCCGUAAACUUGACGGCGGGGCGCGGCUGGCUUGGUGGGGGCGGGGGCUGCUCCUUAAAGGAGCCGUCAGAGGGUGCCCUGGGGCCCCUCGGCUUCUCCCCUUCUGCAGGGUGAGAAGGGGCCAGGGUGAGGAGCCGCUGCUGCCGGAGCUCUCGGUGGAGUGUGGGAAGGCAAUCUGGUGUUUUGUGACGUCGCAGACCUCACGGGCCUAGAAGAGGCAGCGGCAAGUGUCAGUGGAAGGAAGGAGGGAGAUCCCGGGGCAGAGUCCAGGGUGGCUCAAGGCUCCUCCACACACGCCUGCUGAACCCUGAGCUCCCUGAGCUGCAGGGAUGGGGCGGGCUGAGGCCGCCGCCAUGAUCCCAGGCCUGGCCCUGCUCUGGGUGGCAGUGCUGGGGGGUGCUGCCCCCAGCACGCCACGCCUUCGCCUCUCCUUCCAAGAGCUCCAGGCCCAGCACGGUCUCCGGACCUUCAGGCUGGAGAGGACGUGCUGCUACAAAGCUUUGCUGCUGGAUGAGGAGCGUGGGCGCCUGUUUGUGGGCGCCGAGAACCAUGUGGCCUCCCUCAGCCUGGACAACAUUAGCAAGCGGGCCAAGAAGCUGGCCUGGCCGGCCCCUGUGGAAUGGCGAGAGGAGUGCAACUGGGCAGGGAAGGACAUUGGCACUGAGUGCAUGAACUUCGUGAAGUUGCUGCACGCCUACAACCGCACCCACUUGCUGGCCUGUGGCACAGGGGCCUUCCACCCAACCUGUGCAUUUGUGGAGGUGGGCCAGCGGCUGGAGGAGCCCAUGCUCCGGCUGGACCUUCGAAGGCUAGAGGAUGGCAAGGGCAAGAGUCCUUAUGACCCCAGGCAUCGGGCUGCCUCCGUGCUGGUGGGGGAAGAGUUGUACUCGGGAGUAGCCGCAGACCUCAUGGGACGGGACUUUACCAUCUUCCGCAGCUUGGGUCAGCGUCCAAGUCUCCGAACAGAACCACACGAUUCCCGCUGGCUCAACGAGCCCAAGUUCGUCAAGGUCUUUUGGAUCCCGGAGAGUGAGAACCCAGACGACGACAAGAUCUACUUCUUCUUCCGUGAGUCGGCAGUGGAGGCCACGCCGGCCCUGGGACGCCUGUCUGUGUCCCGCGUUGGCCAGAUCUGCAGGAACGACGUGGGUGGCCAGCGCAGCCUGGUCAACAAGUGGACUACGUUCCUGAAGGCGCGGCUGGUGUGCUCAGUGCCCGGUGCCGAGGGCGAUACGAACUUUGACCAGCUCCAGGACGUGUUCCUGCUGUCCUCGCGGGAUCGCUGGACCCCGCUGCUCUAUGCUGUCUUCUCCACGACCAGCAGCAUCUUCCAGGGCUCCGCAGUGUGCGUGUACAGCAUGAAUGAUGUGCGCCGGGCCUUCCUGGGACCCUUUGCACACAAGGAGGGGCCCAUGCACCAGUGGGUGUCCUACCAGGGCCGUGUCCCCUACCCCCGACCUGGCAUGUGCCCCAGCAAGACCUUUGGCACCUUCAGUUCCACCAAGGACUUUCCUGAUGAUGUCAUCCAGUUUGCCCGGAACCACCCCCUCAUGUACAAUUCGGUCCUGCCCAUGGGGGGGCGCCCCCUCUUCCAACAAGUGGGUGCUGGGUACACCUUCACCCAGAUCACCGCGGACCGUGUAGCAGCUGUUGACGGAUACUACGACGUCCUCUUCAUUGGCACAGAUGCUGGCACCGUGCUGAAGGUGAUCUCCGUCCCCAAGGGUGGCCGGCCUAAUGCUGAGGGGCUGCUCCUGGAGGAGCUGCACAUGUUUGAGGACUCAGCUGCUGUCACCAGCAUGCAAAUCUCCUCCAAGAGGCACCAACUGUACGUAGCCUCUCGGAGCGGGGUGGCCCAGAUCCCGUUGCACCGCUGCGCUGCCCACGGCCGCGCCUGUGCCGAAUGCUGUCUGGCACGUGACCCUUACUGCGCCUGGGAUGGGGCCGCGUGCACGCGCUUCCAGGCCAGUGCCAAGAGGAGGUUCCGACGGCAGGAUGUAAGGAACGGCGACCCCAGCACACUGUGCACCGGGGACUCAUCCCAUCCUGCGCUGCUGGAGCGGAAGGUGUUCGGUGUGGAGGGAGGUAGCGCCUUCCUGGAGUGUGAGCCCCGCUCGCUGCAGGCGCGCGUGGAGUGGACCUUCCAGCGCGCGGGGGAGGCGGCCUACACUCAGGUACCCGCAGAGGAGCGAGCCGAACGCACGACGCGGGGUCUGCUGCUUCGCUGGUUGCGGCGUGGGGACUCAGGCGUGUACCUGUGCGCAGCCGUGGAGCAGGGCUUUUCGCAGCCAAUGCGUCGCCUGGCGCUGCACGUGCUGAGUGCUGCUCAGGCUGAAAGGCUGGCCCGGACCGAGGAGGCUGCGCCCGUCGCGCCGCCGGGCCCCAAGCUCUGGUACCGGGACUUCCUGCAGCUGGUGGAGCCGGGCGGCGGUGGUACGAACUCCCUGCGAAUGUGUCGUCCGCAGCCCGCGCUGCGCCCACCGCCUCCCGAGUCGCGGAGGAAGGGCCGCAACCGGAGGACACACGCCCCAGAACCGCGUGCUGAGCGGGGGCCGCGCAGCGCAGCGCACUGGUGACUCGGCCGUCCCCACGCUGGGGACUGGGGAGGUGGCAGCAGCAGGGAGAGGGGGCGGUCAGACCCUGGGAAGCAGCUAGGGGCCCGGCACACAGCGGUUCCUGGUGGAGGGAAGACACCGACCCGACAGGCCCUGGCCAAGAGGCAGCCAUGCCGGCUUAUUUAUUAACAGAGAAUAAUCCUUGAAUGUAACCCCGAUAGGGGCGGCCCAGGCUGCGCACAGGGUCCAGCUGGUCAGGAGGAGGCAGAGAAUCAGGGUCCCCGAGCAACGACCUGGGUGGGGGAGGUGCCCAGAAUGCCCACCCUGGGGUAAGGGCCACCUCUUUGGGCAGUGAGCAGAAAGCUGUGAACAGGCUGGGGGGGUGGGGGUGGGGCAGGCCGACUGUACUAAUGCAAUAAACAUGUUAUCAGCUGAAGCUGGAACGGCCCCAUCAGACAGCCGCUGGUCUUAGUGUUACUGACCCAGGUUCUUGGACUCUUUAAUCAAUAGAAGUUGGUAAGAGGUCAGAUGAGAAAUUCGGGCAAGGCUUUAUUGGG
Molecule: messenger RNA, 3898 nt
Organism: Eubalaena glacialis (North Atlantic right whale)
Lineage: Eukaryota; Metazoa; Chordata; Mammalia; Artiodactyla; Balaenidae
Gene: SEMA3B
Product: semaphorin 3B
Exons: 18
Coding region: 1116-3362 (748 amino acids)
Biological process (GO): neural crest cell migration; negative regulation of axon extension involved in axon guidance; positive regulation of cell migration
Molecular function (GO): chemorepellent activity; semaphorin receptor binding
Source: RefSeq, a predicted model, not a curated record